Orcinus orca (killer whale) is the source of this 1911-nucleotide messenger RNA. It is a transcript of the gene SSBP2, whose product is annotated as single stranded DNA binding protein 2. NCBI's taxonomy places the organism in Eukaryota, Metazoa, Chordata, Mammalia, Artiodactyla, Delphinidae. Gene Ontology annotation, biological process: positive regulation of transcription by RNA polymerase II. The record is from RefSeq and is a predicted model, not a curated record. Gene Ontology annotation, cellular component: nucleus. The transcript is spliced from 18 exons. The coding region runs from base 117 to 1340 and encodes 407 amino acids. Gene Ontology annotation, molecular function: single-stranded DNA binding; protein binding.
UGGGGCGGCCAAUAGUGGGGGUAGCUGCGUGGGUCGCCAUGGGGACGGGGCUGUUCCCGGGGAGGCUGUGAUGGGUUGACAGGUGCGUGACAGUGGGAGCUGCUCUCGGCACAAGCAUGUACGGCAAAGGCAAGAGUAACAGCAGCGCCGUCCCGUCCGACAGCCAGGCCCGGGAGAAGUUAGCACUCUACGUAUAUGAAUAUCUGCUCCAUGUAGGAGCUCAGAAAUCGGCCCAGACAUUUUUAUCAGAGAUAAGAUGGGAAAAAAACAUCACAUUGGGGGAACCACCAGGAUUCUUACAUUCUUGGUGGUGUGUAUUUUGGGAUCUCUACUGUGCAGCUCCAGAAAGACGGGAAACAUGUGAACAUUCAAGUGAAGCAAAAGCCUUCCAUGAUUACAGUGCUGCAGCAGCUCCCAGUCCAGUGCUAGGAAACAUUCCCCCAGGAGAUGGCAUGCCAGUAGGUCCUGUACCACCAGGGUUCUUUCAGCCUUUUAUGUCACCUCGGUACCCUGGAGGUCCAAGGCCCCCACUGAGGAUACCUAACCAGGCUCUUGGAGGUGUCCCAGGAAGUCAGCCAUUACUUCCCAGUGGAAUGGACCCAACUCGACAACAAGGACAUCCAAAUAUGGGUGGGCCAAUGCAGAGAAUGACGCCUCCAAGAGGAAUGGUGCCCUUAGGACCACAGUCUGACCCUUGGUUAUCAUUACAGAACUAUGGAGGUGCAAUGAGACCCCCACUGAAUGCUUUAGGUGGCCCUGGAAUGCCUGGAAUGAACAUGGGUCCUGGUGGUGGUAGACCUUGGCCAAACCCAACAAAUGCCAACUCAAUACCAUACUCCUCAGCAUCUCCUGGGAAUUAUGUAGGUCCUCCAGGAGGUGGAGGGCCACCAGGAACACCCAUCAUGCCUAGUCCAGCAGACUCAACCAACUCUGGAGACAACAUGUAUACUUUAAUGAAUGCAGUACCUCCUGGACCUAACAGGCCUAAUUUUCCAAUGGGCCCUGGGUCAGAUGGUCCCAUGGGUGGAUUAGGAGGAAUGGAGUCACAUCACAUGAAUGGCUCUUUAGGCUCAGGAGAUAUGGACAGUAUUUCCAAGAAUUCUCCCAAUAAUAUGAGCCUGAGUAAUCAGCCGGGCACUCCUAGGGAUGAUGGCGAAAUGGGGGGAAAUUUCUUAAAUCCUUUUCAGAGUGAGAGUCAAAGUCCCCAAAAGAGAAAUACUUGGAUGAUGGUUGAGAACCUGCACCACCGCCUGGAGGGUAGUGCAGCCUUGGAAGUGGGUCCACACUGGCUGCGCUGUUCUGUCUGCCAGUACUCCCCUAGCAUGACAAUGAGUGUGUGAUCCAUUACCAAGUCUCCUCAUGGAAACCACAGUGAGUCAGCCCUUCACAGAACUACUACGGAAGAAAAUUAUUCAUCACAGUGUACAGUUAAACAAAGGAAUCUCAGUCACACCAAACCAACCUUUUUAUUUCCUGCUCUCUCCCCUAUUUUGUGAAGAAAGCGGGUCCAAACGUGAUUCGAACAACUGUACAGAGCGGCAUAUUAGAAUUGCCCUCAACGGAACUGCAAAUGAUUAUCUGUGUAUGUAUAUGUGUGGGAAAGAGAAUGUAUUGUAUGUGUGUAUGUUAUAUGGACACAGGCACAUACAUACAUUGACCCACAGGACAUUGUAAAAUACUAUCACAUGACAUCUUAAGUAGAAAUAAGUAGGGACUUUUAUUCCAUCCUUUUUUUCACGUUUACAUUUUAAUUAUUAAAAGUUGCUCCUGCCCCUCCCUGAUCUAUUUUGUGCUGUGUAUAUCACUGCUUUAUAUAAGUUAUUUUUUAAGGUGAACUCAGAUGUUAUGGUUUUGUAAAUGUCUGCAAUCAUGGAUAGGAAUAAAAUCGCUUAUUUGAGAGCUUUCAUUAAA